GGUUUAAACACGCGCAUGUUACUUUCAAUUUGAGUUGAAUUUCCGAGAUAAUUACAGACGAGGUAUUCUACAGGUUGUUGUCAGUUUAUUCGAAAAGUGUAAUUAAAGCAUCAUGUCAUACAAAGGAAGCACAAAGUUGUAAAGCUGAUAUAGUCGGAGUUAUUAUCAUUAAAACCACCACUAGAAAUUAUAAAUCAUUGUAGUAUAUCAUACGCAAUAGUUUCGAACCAUGUUGUGUAUUCAAGCUGUUUUAUUGAUUCUUGUGCAUUCAGUAUUUUGUCACUUUGUUUCACAUAAAAUUGACACAAAUGAUCUUGGAAAAGUUAUUUAUGCAAACAUUGUGUUUAGACAUGGAGACAGAACACCUGUAAAUCCGUAUCCAAAGGAUCCAUAUAGAAAUGAAUCAGAAUGGCCUGUACCAUUUGGACAACUGACCCCUAUUGGUAUGCAUCAACAUUUAAUGCUCGGUCGAUGGUUUAGAAAAAGAUAUAAUCAUUUAUUACCAGACCAUUAUUCAGUACAUGAUAUUUAUGUAAGGAGUACCGAUGUUGAUCGAACAUUAAUGUCUGCUGAAGCUAACUUGGCAGGUCUGUACCCUCCUAAAGGCAAUCAAAUUUGGGAUGAUAUGAAGUGGAUGCCAAUUCCUGUUCAUACUAGUCCUCAAAAAGAAGAUAAUCUUUUAGCCGGAAAAAAAUUUUGUCCUCGUUACAAUGAUGAAUUGCAGAAAGUUUUGAAUUCUUCAACUUUUGUAAAAAUAAAUCAAAAUCAUGCUCAAUUGUACGAAUAUUUAUAUAAAUAUUCUGGAACUAAAAUUAAUACCCUUACGGAUCUUGAAUAUCUUUACAAUAAUUUAUACAUUGAGACUUUGUAUAAUAAAACCUUACCAGCAUGGACAAAAGGAGUAUUUCCAGAUAAAAUGAAGCCACUAGCUGAUUUAAGUUUUACACUCCAAGCACAUAACAACAUUUUACAAAAGUUAAAAGUAGGACCUUUACUAGAAGAAAUGAUUAGUCACAUGAUUAUGAAAUCUCGUGACCUACUAUCUCCUAAUAGAAAACUUUGGAUGUAUAGUGGACAUGAUGAUACGAUUGCUAAUUUGAUGAUGGCAUUGAAAAUUUUUGAACCACAUUGUCCACCUUAUGCUUCUGCACUAUUGAUGGAACUACGAAAGAAUGCCAGCAAUCAUUAUGUAGUAACUGUUUCAUAUAAAAAUACGACUGGAGAACCAACAGUUUUAACAAUACCUGGCUGUCAAAAAGCUUGUCCACUUGACGAUUUUAUAAAACUUACUGAGGAUGUAAUACCUAAAGACUGGAAAAAAGAAUGUUUAUUGGAAUGUUAUAAGGAUGAACUUGAAACUGAUUUUUCAUUAUUAAUUGUGAUAUUAAUAUCAGCAGCUCUGAUAAUGUGCAUGUUGAUAAUAUUGAUAGCAGCAUUCGUUUAUUCAUAUUUUAAGCGUAAUUACACUCAGUAUUACUUUCGCCUUUCCAGUGACCUAUUUUAAAUGAAAAUGAAAGGUAAAUACAUAUUAGACUAAUAAGUAUUUUCUUAAUAUAAUUGGCGAUUAUUAAUUAGGGUUUUAUACAAAGAUUUACUAAAAUAAUGUUUUUACAAAAAUUUAUCAAUUCAAUUAAUCAAAUUUUUUUUAUUUUGAAAUUUCAAUAAAUUUUUAAUUUUUUUAUUACCAUGUAUAUUAACUGAUUCAUAUUUUUAUAAUCUAUAUGUAAAAAAUAGACACUGAAAAUUAAUCUAAUGAAAUAUGAAGAAAUGAUACAAUUAAGUUUGAUAGCUUAAUAAAUUUUGUGCAUAAACUGAACAUGACCUACCUCAAGAUUGUGAAACACAAAAUACAUGAAACAGAAUGAUUAAAUUUAUCAAAACAUAUGUAAUAGCAUUUAUACGAAAAUGAAUUGAAAUUGAAGGGCGAAUAAAAUGUAGUAAUAAUAAAAAAAUUAUUUAUUAUA
Molecule: messenger RNA, 1964 nt
Organism: Chelonus insularis
Lineage: Eukaryota; Metazoa; Arthropoda; Insecta; Hymenoptera; Braconidae
Product: prostatic acid phosphatase-like
Exons: 6
Coding region: 230-1504 (424 amino acids)
Biological process (GO): dephosphorylation
Molecular function (GO): phosphatase activity
Source: RefSeq, a predicted model, not a curated record